Paramuricea clavata is the source of this 7726-nucleotide messenger RNA. Lineage: Eukaryota; Metazoa; Cnidaria; Anthozoa; Malacalcyonacea; Plexauridae. The record is from the annotation of a GenBank genome assembly.
GUAACAGGGUAAAGGUAACAGCUACACAACCUUGGUUUAUGUACAAUGAUAAAAAUAUUAUAUAUACAGGUACAGUAAUUAACCCACUUCAUCUAAUAAAAGCUGUAAGAAAUAAUCUUGUUAAUUAUGACUUUUACUUUGGAAGUAAAGUUGCACAAUGGGACAAUGUGCUCUCAAUGCAUGGAAAGGACAAAGCAUUACUGUACCAAUUCGUUGCUGCCCAACACUAUCAGACCAACAUAUUUACCUGAAUGGAUUUACAAAAAUGAAAGUCAAAUAUGCAACUCAGGUACUAAGUCACUCUGUGCCACUUUACCACCAACAGCUGCUGGAACUGCCGAAUUAAUUUCAAAUUUCACAGACAAGCAAUUUCAGACAAUCCAACUUCAAUUCACAAGGGCAUCCAGAAAACGUUUCUAUGAGAACUAUACCUUCUUACACCAGGAAUCUGCAUACAGACGAUUUUGAUUGGAGUUUCGUUGGAUCACCAAAUUAUAAAGCCUUACCGACUUCAUCAGGUAGAACAGAGGAAAGACAGCCACAACCAUUCGUAAUUGACGAUGCUGAUUAAAAAACAUGCCUUGGGAAUAACGUAGCGGGAGCGAUAACUUAUGUGGCUGGCUAUUUAUUAAACAGUGUCUGACAAAGCAUCCCUGCCAAUUCUGUACCAAAGAACUCUUCAGUGACAAUCUAAAUAGCAGCACCCAAUUACUUCGUUUUUUGAAAGGAUAUGAGGAAUGGAAAGAUAAACUUUUUGGGUGGUUAUAGUCAUUCCUACAGAUACAUUUCUGGACUGUACCGAAUUUGUCAAGUGAAAUUAUUAUAUACAUGCAUGCAUGUAAAAUCUUGUACCUAAUUUGAUAAAGAGUGACGUAAUUAGCCACAUGAAUGUCACCUGAUUUUUCAGGUAAGAUAAUCCGGCUUCUUUCGUGUUUUUUAAUCUUUAAUCGCCAGCUAAAACAUGAAACGGACUCCAUGUAUGCGGUAUAUGGCUAACUCGAAGCGAUCGAUUAUAAAAGUUCAACAAAAAAUAAAAGUCUUCCUAAAUCUCAUGCAAAUGUACUUCUUAAAUAAGUUAAAUUGAUCACUUACCGUUAUUCUCAAAACCUUUAUUCAGAAAAAUUAUACCAAUAAAUAAAUUAUAUAGUCAAUAAAGACAAAUUUGAUGCUCAUACUGAGCCAAUCUUUAAUGAAUUAAAGAUUUUGACAGUGGAGAAAAUUUACAAAUAUCACCUUGGUAAAUUCAUGUAGCCUACUUGUAUCAAAAUAAUUUACUUCCAAACAUUUUUGACGGUUUCUUUACUCUGUUCGGUCAAGUUCAUAAUUAUCAUACACGUAAUGCUAGCUUGUACCUCCUUCCCUUCUGUAGGACUAAUAUUAGAAAAUUAUAUAUAUAUACACUAUAUUAUUAUGAACUAUAUUAUUACGAACAGUAUUAUUUAUAUUAUAUUAUUUGUAACCCAAUUUUCGUAUAUUAUUUGUAACCCAAUUUUGUUAUAUAUUUAUUACCGUGACACUGCCUCCUUGUCUAUCAGAUAUUUAAGAAAGGAGUCCAAAUCUUAAAAGCCUUUUGGUUUCUUUUUGGGCUACCUUGCUACUUAUUAUUAUUCCUAAUUUUGAAAUACUUGUAUAUGUGUGUAAUGUAGUGAAUAAAUUGAUUUGAUGAUUUGAUUUGAUACCAUCUCUGUCUCAAGUUCUUUAAAAAAAGCAAUUUUUACUUUUCGAAAAGCCUUUUCCCAAUAUUUUCUCAAAAAUCUGCAAUCAUACUUGCCAGCACUUGCCAGAAACUCUAUACAUAGCAAUGACACGAGCAUUACGAAUCUCGUGUGACCGAAAAAUUGAUAGGAGUUUCACAUCUGUAAAUAUUUAAACCAGUCAAACCGUUUAUUUUAGCCUACUAUUUGGAUAAUUUUUUGUGUGAUUGUUUUUUAGUGCAGAGUUUCUUUGAAACUGUGCACUAUUGUGAUGAGUGGCGAAAAUUCACAUCUGUCAUACAUCAGAUAUCAUAGAGUAAACUUUCCGGGGGGUGUAUACGAUUUAUCGUCGUGGUAAUUUAUUCUACUUAGUCAGUGCUUUGAAGGUUAUUUAGGCAAUUUCAGUUGUCUUAUUUAAAUACUUAUUUUGUCCUUUUGCCAAGUUCACAAAAAUUUCCAGGAAUUGUUGUUAUUGCAAAUUUUUGUCAAUUUUAUAACAUUUGCUUCUUCGUGUUGUGUGAAAGAUCUUUCCCCCGGAACACCCAUUUUUUCUUUAGCAGCGCAAAUGCGCAUGUGCUAUCAAGCUGUAGAUCACGAUGGCGUGACGAAUGACGAUGCUAGGAAGGAGCGACACUGCCGAACAGUGUUGUUUUCAAAUUAUAAACAUUUUUAUAGACGUGAAUAUCGAGUAAAUCUUUGAGAAUCUACGCAAUAUAUAAAUUGAUGUUAUGACUUAUGCAUUAUGGGCAUUCAAUUAAGUACCGAUAUUAUUUUGACGGUAUAUUCAAUUUCAAUAUACAAAGCUAGGAAGCAGCGAGACAGUGUUGUUUUGUCUUUUGAAAUGUAUGAACAUUUCAGGCAUGAAUAUUGAGAAAAUCUUUGAGAUUCUACGCAAUAUAUAAAUUGAUGUUUUGCAUUACGGGCAUUCAAUUAAGUGCCGACGGUAUAUUCAUUAUACAAAGCUAGGAAGCAGCGAGACCGUGUUUUCAAAUGUAUAAACAUUUCAGACAUAAAUAUUGAGAAAAUCUUUGUUUACGUGUAUAGCACAACGGUGCAAACUCGUGUUCAGUGCAACGAAAACUCUACCAGAUCUUACGAGAAUCUAUCUGUAUCAAAGCUUGUCAAAACUGCUAUAUAAACACUGCAAUAACUGUGAAACUAUUGAAAUCUAAAGUUACAUUAUUGAAUACAUGCGAAAAGCUGAAAAUGACUCAUGAAACAACAACGUGACCUUCGAAAUAUAUCAAAGGUCAAUGAGACUUGUUAUUGUGAAAACACGUCAUAAUUAGAUUAAAAUGCGGAAAGCGGAUGCGGAUUCACGGAACGGAUAUGGGGAUAAAAUGCGGAUGAAAUGCGUCAUUUUAAUGAGUUUUCGCCUCUUAUUUACGUUUCUGUGUUUUAGAUUUGUGUUCCUUUUUUGUAAUGGAAUACAACGUCGUAGUGCUUAUUAUUCAUAACAUAUCUUAUACAGCUAUUUUCUCAAGUUGUCACUGAGACGAUAGCCAAAUGGGCGCUAAAAGGAUGGUGGGAAUAAUCACAGAUUUAAAAAGUCACCUAGGUUGCCGGCGACCCUAUAUAGUGUCGUUUUCAAUUGGAAACUUUACAACAUUAUAACAGAAAUUAUGCCUUGUGACUAAUAUUAUAUGAGGAAAUAAAUAAUAUUACAUAACUCUCGUCAUUCUUUAAUCUUAAAGUAUUAGAUUUAAACCAUAUCGACAUGUGAUUAAAGCUAUAAACCACGCUUGAAAAAACUAUUCAAUUAAUAAGUAUGUCAAUAUAGCGUUCGUCUUUGAAACUCUGCACUAUCCUUGGAUCCCUAGUUAUGGUUUCUCGUUAGUCGUAAAAUAUUUUCUGAAACAAAUUGUAAAAAUGCCAUAUCUGUGCAGCGUAUGUUGUUGGUAACACAUACAACUGUGGAUAAAUGUGUUGCUUUUUGUGCUCAAAUAGCCGAAAUAGCCCUAGCCUGCGAACAAGCUCUCAAGCUGAAUUGAGAGCUUGCAUCGAUGACUAAUGAAUUUGAAUAUCUGCCCCGUAACGUUCAUUUUUCCAAAUAUGGAAUGUCUAUCCUUAUAUUGUGUUGUUUACAACUUUCGUGCAAACUAAAUUUAGACCUUGCAAACUAAAUUUAGACCGUAUAGUUUGUACUGUUUUUCGAAAUAUAAGAUAUUCAAGCAAAAGUUCAAAUGUUUUAAAUACUGUUUUCUCAAAACAGAACAUUUCGUGCUUUGAGAUAGGACGGCCAAGACCAAUUUGAUCAGUUAAUGUGUUUUGUAUGCAUAGUGCUUCAGCAGUUGACAUAUAUAAAGCUCAGCGGAAACAUAUAAAUUAUAGCAUCUGACCAAUGAGAAUGUCGCGUCACGAUUUGAGACGCAGAUACUCAAAUUCAUUAGUCAUCGAUGCAGGCUCUCAAUUCAGCUUGAGAGCCUGUUCGCAGGCUAAAAUAGCCCAGUUUAUUUUGUCAUUGAUUGCGAAGUCAGUUUUAAUUUCAGACUCAUAAUUAUGAGAAAGAGCUGAGAGCCUUUUUUUCACGUUUCCCCCCUGAUGUUUUAUUGCGGCUGAUUCUUUCAUUUCAUUUAGGUCUACUAUUGUUGUGUUUUUGAAAUUCCAUUUUUGGAUUUAAAACAUGCAAGUCAGAUACAUUGAAAAAUCAGAACAGUCCAUUAUUGCGUCAUAAUGCACGCUUCUUAGGACAGUGUGUUGUACCUCUUUAUUUAAUGAUAACAAUCAGUCUAUAAUAACAUCAAUCUAAUUUUGGCUGUCGCGAUAGAGUUCAUUUGAUUUAGUAGCUUUCUAGCUUCGCAUUACAAUAUUUACAUAAUAGGGAAAAAAGGAAAAUAGUGGUCAAAUUGCUAACAUUAAUCAAAAUAAUAGUGGUCAAAAUCAUAAUAAUAAUAAUAAUAGUGGUCAAAAUAUUGCAUAUGACUACUACAAUCAGUUUCAAAUGUCUUAGGACAGAUGCCACAAAAUCCUUGAAUUUCAACAAACAUCAUACAAUCUCCCCCGCCCCCUUUUCAAUGUUGUGUGCCAUUUCUCGUCAGAUUUGAUGUGUUCUGGUUUAAGCAACAUUGAUUGGAGAGGGGAGCAGUAUUAUGUGUAACAAAUUGCAAUGAUCCACUUAUACAAUCUAAAACUAUAUGUGUCCCAACAACUUUUGAAAGAGAAUGUAGUUAGCUACUGUAGCUAAACGUACAGCCGAAGUACGGUUGUGAACUGACACCUCACCGAAUUCUUUCAUGUUCCCUUGUGGUCCUGGAUUAUAAAAUACUUUCAACCCCUGUUGCUACAUGUAUAUAAUACGGACAGUCGUAGUGAUGGAAGAAGUUCCAAUUUCAAUACUCUUGAAGAAAAUCACGUGAAUUUAUUAACAUUACAAGUCGGCUCACUUUAAACAGUAACCUUGAUAUUACCUAAUUAAAUUUACAUUAUCCAUCUUUAUGAUCGCCCUUUUUUAUCCACAGUCACAUCCUUAGGGCAGGUCAGAGUUAUUAUAUUUUCAAGCUUUUCAACUAUUUAGAAAAGAACGAGCCAUGUUGGUCAUUUAAAUCUUUUUCUUCCACUGAGUCGCGAUGCGAGGCAGCGUAACGUAGAAUACUGCACGCAAUGGGUUGCCACAUUUGAAACAUUUUUUCAUUCAGUUGUGGAAGAUGAUCCAGAUACUGGUAAAUGUGUAGUUGGACGUGGAGGAUUUCCAAACGAAAAGGGGAUUUUGGAAUGUGAUGCAGCCAUAAUGGAUGGUAAUGGGUGUAGAUUUGGAGCUGUGGCUGCUGUUCAAGGGUACAUUAAUGUGCUGAAUAUCGAAUUUCAGUUUUGAAAAUAUAUGAUUUCUUGGAAACUAUAAAUCGGAUCCAAUUUCAAAUCGGAUCCAAUUUCGCAAAUCGGAUCCAAUUUCAGGACGCAAAAAACUGUAUACAUGUAUAUGGAUUUUAUUCGAAAAUCUACACUGUGAUUUUCAAGGAGUUGAAUCAACUCCAAAAGUGUUAUUCUGCAUGUCACCGUUAUUCUGCAUGUCACCACUUUAAUCAUAUUAUAUCGUAACGUACUGUAGGUAUGUUUUGUAACCACUAGAUUGGAAUAUAUGUCUUUGACACAAAGGUCUGUGAUACUUUACCAUACGGUGCCGUUGUGUGUUGAGUUAUGCACACUGAUGACGUCAUAAGACAUAACGUAGCAAGAUUGCCGUAAGAACAACAAAGAGGCUCACAAAGCGGAUGGGCUACUGCAUGUAUACCAUAUUUUGGCUGUAUACUUAUCUGUUUUUGCCGAAUUUCGGUAUAUUUGACCACUUACAAUGUUUCAGAACACUUGACCCAUGUAUGCUGUAUUUCGGUUUACUUGACCCAUCUAUACCGUAUUUCGGUUUGCUUCACGCAUGAUACCAUAUUAUGGUUCGAUGUAUCUGAUCAUGACCCAUGCACUUUAUUGAAAUGUUGCACUCACCCAGUAUUGUUUAUAUAUUUCAGAGUUGCGACACCCUUUUCAGUUGCAAGGUUGGUAAUGGAAAGAUCUAAACAUAGUAUUUUGGUUAGUGAAGGAGCCCAACAGUUUGCAAAGGAACAUGGCAUUUCUGUACUUAAUAACGAGUUGUUACAAACUGAGAGCAGUACGAAAGCGUACAAGGUAUUUGCCAUAAUAACAGCGCUAUAUAUAGUUAGUCACUCGCCUUUUCCCCAUAUCAUGAACUACCACCAACGUUUAUUUUAACAAAUCUGUUGUACACAUUGUUCUCCAGUUGUCGGCCAGCAUAAAGUGUUUUUGCACUGUAUUAGGCGAUUUAAGAUUUUUGGAAGGUUCGAAUUAUGCAGAUGACUACCACUUCCCAUUAAUACUGUACAUUACUUUACAAGAUAGACCGCUAAAGUAAUCGUGGAAUGAAAUUAUGAAAAUUGACUGAUAAAAAUGCCAAAGUGAACCAAAUGCCUAUGAAGUGCAUGCCAGUGUGAUUUGCAUAAACCUAACACUUUAGAUGGAGAUGUCAUAUCUUGUGAAUUACUAGCAUUUUUUUCAUUUUGAAUAAGAUGUAAUGUUUGUCCCUACAGGAGUUUUUGAAAACUAAGGAGAAGAGCUGUGUUCAUACAACGUGUGGUCAUGACACGAUUGGUAAGAUCCUAUACCCCAUAACAAAUAUACCGUUAGACGUGCCUAAAUCUACCUCAACGUUUGGAAGUAACAGACAUUAAUUCAGCAGGGCUAGACUUAUAAUGCGAAUUAAGGAAGAAUAAAAGCAUCCUGCCUGCAUGCAUCAAUGGUUCUAACGAAUCCUCAUAGUACAAGAAAAUUAAUAACUUCAGGUCAUGUGCCUGACGUGAAUAUACCUAGGCUAUAGAGCGUCUAGUACUGGCAUGUCUAGAACAAUAAAUUAUAGAGUAAUGAAACAUUUUUAUCUUUUGUAAGUGCAUGUUAUUUUUAGGAGUGCUUGUUAAAGAUUUCCAAGGCAAUAUUGCUGCAGGUAAUUUCAUUAACAAAGAUUAACAAUAUUAUAUGACAACAAAAUUUAAUUGAUCGAUGCAUGAAAUGUCAUAACUGUGGUGUUAAGUGAAACGUUUAAGUCUUGAUAUGAAAAGUACUUUUAAGUAUUUAAAAAUCAGGCCAUAUUUUCCCUUCGUUAAAUGUGGAUGGAUGCAAGGGAAUGGAGGGCCUGACACAAAUCCUGUCUGUCCGCUUUAAAGAAGCCAAUUACGGCACCUAACCUGAUUGGUCUAUCAGACAGAAAAAUGGUUAGUGCUAAUUGGAGGAUACUUCAUUAUGCACUUGACUUGACUUGACUCGUGUGAAAUUGACAUUUCUCCUGGGACAUUUUGAUUGCAUGGAUACUAAAUAGAAACUUUAUUUUGGUGGAGAGCGAUCGGUUAAGGUUUUUAACAGGCUCGAAUUAUAACAUAGGGGUAGUAUAUACAUAUUUCUAAAAAUUUCACAAUGUAGGGACGUCAACAAGUGGUAAGCCAUUUAAAUCGUCUGGUCGCGUUGGUGAUUCUCCACUUCCUGGAGCUGGGCUCUAUGCUGAUAAUGAGGUGCAUAAUAUCAGUGAUCUUUAA